This is a messenger RNA of Mugil cephalus (flathead mullet), 4330 nucleotides long. It is a transcript of the gene ncoa7b, whose product is annotated as nuclear receptor coactivator 7. The transcript is spliced from 17 exons. Gene Ontology annotation, biological process: regulation of transcription by RNA polymerase II; response to oxidative stress. The coding region runs from base 289 to 2745 and encodes 818 amino acids. NCBI's taxonomy places the organism in Eukaryota, Metazoa, Chordata, Actinopteri, Mugiliformes, Mugilidae. The record is from RefSeq and is a predicted model, not a curated record. Gene Ontology annotation, cellular component: nucleus.
GGACCUUGUUCUUGUGUCCGUGUUUGCUUAAGCCUGCCGGUAGCCCGGGCGGUUUUAACAUUGGCACGGCCAGAUAUGUGUUUGUUGGUUUGUUGCUGCAAUCAAGGAAGAGGCUGAAAUCCGGAGUGGCUCAUGGAGGAGUCUCCAGACAAGGAAGAAGUGAGAGGUGAUCUUCGGGGGCCCGUGUCUGCUGGCUUGGACACGCUGAGGGUGUGUGUGUGUGUGUGUGUGUGCGUGGAUGUUUGUAUGGAUAAGCUCGACUGCACGCUGAUUUAGGACCCCGGCCAGAUGGAGAAGAGAGACAGGAAGCCGGGAUAUUUUGCCAGGCUGAAGAAGCGGAGACAGCUCAAGCAGAGCCAGUCAGACAAGAACGUGAGCGAGCAGAACCCGGCCAUCAUCUCCUGUCCCGGCAUCCCGCAUCAGAGCGAUCCCAGCAAGAAGACGGACCCACAGAGAGUCACAGCAAAGCCCACUGCAGGUUUAGAUUACGGUUUGCAGUCAUCCUUUGCCUCCAGUCAUUUUUAUGUUGCUCUCCCAGAUGAUGGCCGUAAAAGGAACAAUCAGGCAAAGAUGGAGAAGAAGAGGCCACCAGGAACGGUGGAGUUUAUUGUGGGACCUGACGAUUCCCUGAGCAGCAUCGCGCUCAAGUUCAACAUCACCCCCAACAACCUGGUGCAGCUGAACAAGCUCUUCUCUCGCAGCGUGUACCCUGGUCAGAAACUGUUUGUCCCCGACGUGAGCCAGUCAGAAACAGAUGUGAAGUCUCCGAGUUCCUCUGAUCCCUCCUUGAGUAAUGGGCUGCCUGAGAAGUCUGCACACGAUGGCGUCUCCAGCUGCAAAUCAUCAAUGUCCAUUCGCCGCGAGCUGUCGCCAAACUCGGAGGACGAGAGUCCGGCAACGGUUAAAUUCAUCAAGAUGAGCUGCAAGUACUUCACGGAUGGCAUGGGAGUUGUGGGAGGCGUGUUAAUUGUGACACCCAACAACAUCAUGUUCGACCCCCACAAGUCGGACCCCCUGGUGAUCGAGCACGGCUGUGAGGAGUACGGCCUCAUCUGCCCCAUGGAGGAGGUCGUGUCCGUAGCGCUGUACGACGACGUGUCGCGCAUGAAGCUCAAGGACGCUCUGCCAUCAGACCUACCGCAGGAUCUGUGCCCUGUGUACAGGCCCGGCGAGUGGGAGCAGCUGCCGUCAGAGCGGGAACUCAACCCCUUCAGCCGCUACGAAGCUCUGGAUCCGAAGAGACCAAUAGUUUUGGAUGACAUCGAGUCAACCCUCUCUGAAACUGGAAGUACAGAGUGUGAGCAGACAGAGAAGUCUCCGUCUGAUGAGGGAUUCACCGAACUGGAGCCUACUGUCAACGGCAGCACAGAGGACGCAGAAGGGACCUCCUCCAAAACACUCAGCGCUGUCACCAGGGACCAAGGUAGGGGAGACUCUCGGGACAGGACAACGAAAGGGAAGCUGGAUGACGAAGAGGACGAAGGCGUCGCUCAGAACAGCUCCAUCGAGGAUGUAGAGUCGAUACAGUCCUCCUCCGAGACUGAAAAGCGGGGCGACGCGCACGUUAAACCGACGAGCCGAGAGGUGACUGAGACCAAAGAUGUGAAAACCAAGGGAACCGAAGAGCUGCUAAACGGCGUCGACGAUAAAAUAAUCGGCGAACCGUUGGACCAAGACGAGAACACGGGUCUGAAGGAGGCGUCUGGGGUUUGUGGGAAGAGACAAAGCGCCGACGGACCGGCGGGAGGAGAGGAGCUCAGUGAGGAGGAGAGACGGAAGAAAAACUAUGAGGAAGAGAUGAAGUCCUGGCUACUGGAGAGGAUGCAGGCUCCAAUAGAAGACAUGCUUUUGUCAUCAGAGGAGAAGAGCAAAAACCCGCCCAUGUUCCUCUGCUUCAAAGUUGGAAAGCCAAUGAGAAAGUCCUUCGCCACCAGCAUGACCUCUAGCCCCGCCCACUCAUUUGGGGCCCGUGGGAAGCAGCCGGAGUAUUGGUUUGCUGUACCACAGGAAAGGGUGGACAAUCUGUACGCUUUUUUCGUUCAGUGGUCUCCCGAUGUGUACGGGAAGGAGGCUCGAGAGCAGGGCUUCGUUGUGGUGGAGAAAGACGAGCUGGACAUGAUCGACAACUUCUUCAGUGACCCCGCAUCCUGCAGCUGGGAGAUCAUCACCAUCGACGAGGCGAAGCGUAGGCAGAGUUUUGGCAGCUACGACGGAGACUUGUCCACGGAUGCGCUGCCCAUACUCAGUGACAGCAGUGAUCUGCUGCAGGACACUCACAUCGAGAAGCUCGUCUGUCGCCUGCCAGCCCGUGUGCAGGGUUAUCCGUGGAGGCUGGCCUACAGCACAGAGAAACACGGGACCAGUCUGAAGACUCUGUACAGAAACCUGGCAGAUGUGGACAGUCCUGUGCUGCUGGUCAUCAAAGACAUGGAUAAUCAGAUAUUUGGGGCAUUUUCAACUCAUCCCUUCAGAGUGAGCGAGCACUGUUAUGGCACUGGAGAGACAUUCCUCUAUAGCUUCUGCCCUGAAAUCAAGGUGUACCGCUGGACGGGAGAGAAUUCCUACUUUGUGAAAGGCAAUACUGAUUCUCUGCAGAUGGGAGGUGGAGGUGGUCAGCUGGGUCUGUGGCUGGACGCCGAGCUUUACCGGGGCACCACCACCAAGUGCGCCACCUUUAACAACCAGCCGCUCUCCUCCCAGCAGGACUUCAACAUCCACAGUCUGGAGGUUUGGACCUUUGAGUAGCCUCAUCUGCUCACGCUGCUUCUACAAUUCACCCUCCGAUCUGCAGCCCCAAAACCUUGAAACACCAGCCCCAAGUCUAUCACGCACCACUUGGAGGCAAACCUAGCUACCUACAAAUGACACUGAGUGUUCUGUGAGAGGAGUCCGGCAGCAGCUUGUGGAGUUUAAAUGUUGACUGACGACAGAGCUGAGACGUUAGUCUUCAGUAGCUUGUUUUGAGGUGACCUGCAGGUGGUCCUUUUAAAGGUGAGAUGAUGUGUUUGUUCUCAGUUUUAUUGGCUGCCUUAGGCAUCAGACUACGCCUCCAGCUUCCCCCCAGCAUGCAGACUGCCUUACCACCAUAAGCUUAUGAGGAGAGAAGGGAGGAGAGGAAGGCUGCUUUUUGACCCUGUGGCUGUGAGGGCUUAAGAAGCCAAUCUGCUGACGUUACUGUGGAGGUUAGUCCGAAAAGAGCUGAUUUUACGUCUGUAUGAAAGAAUAAGGAACGCUGUAUACCCACAGUGCUGUAGGUUUUUUUGUCCAGAAGUAAUUUCUUCGCUUGGGAAUGUACAGAAUUAUGAUUAUUUCCUUUAAUUUAUUAUUAUUAUUAUUAUAUAUUUUUUUUACUUUUUUUUUUUUAACUUGAAGCAAAGCGGAAACACCCAGAGAUGAUUUUAGAUCCUCCACCAUCAAAUUCACUGUCGAUGAGAGAAACUGUUUACAACGGAAGUGUUCGCUUCCCUUGAAGACCGUCUUAUUUUAAGUUUCACUGCAUUUCCUCGCGACCACGUGUUUAUAACUUCAUCAUUCCCUGUACAAUCCAAAACAUCUGGUGGAACCGGAAGAUGUUUGCCAUGACCAAAUAUGCUCUUUUUUUAAAAUUUUAUGUUAGUUUUAAGAUCGUCAUAUUUUAUAAAAUAUGUUGGAUGUUUUAUUUUUUACGUGUUAUUUUUGCAUUCCCUUUUUACAAAGAACGUUGUUUUUUAUGAUUUUGUUUAUAUAGAAAUAUUUCAGUUGACAGUAUUGAAUUCAUAUCUUCACCUGAUGUUGAUUUUCUUUUGUGGUCUUUGUUGUUGAGAUUAGUAGAGGUUUAACUUGAUGUCACUUUGCACUACAGGGUUAAUCUGACACCUGUGUUGUGGCCCUUUUGUAAUUAAUCAUUGCUUCGGUGUAAUAAUGUUACUGAAUGUAGUUCGAUCAAUGCUACAGGAAGGAAGCUGCCCGUCAAACCACAGAUAACAUAGCCUAACAUAACAAUGAAUGGAAAAGGGAUCGUCAAUUUUUGCACUCAGAUAUACCACUAAGUAAAUAUCCUUGUCUACUAACACAGAGAUGAAAUGUUCGUUUGUUCCCUUCGUAUCUGAAGCAGGCUUAUCGUGCAUGAAUGCGCAACACUGCAAAGGUCUGACACCACUGUUAUUGAUACCUGCCAUACUAUCCACUAACGCCAGUUAUCGCUUCAUGUUAAGUGUCGUAACUGUGAAUGCGCCCCAAGUAUUAUUUCUUGUGAAUUGGAAACUGCUGUGUUCUGUGAUAUCACUAAGGAUCUAUUUAUUGCGUUGUUAUUGCAAAAUUGAAACCUAAAUAAAUGUUAAAUAUAUAUAUA